This is a messenger RNA of Drosophila hydei, 1363 nucleotides long. Its product is annotated as glycerophosphodiester phosphodiesterase 1. The transcript has 6 exons. Gene Ontology annotation, biological process: lipid metabolic process. The coding region runs from base 270 to 1283 and encodes 337 amino acids. Gene Ontology annotation, molecular function: phosphoric diester hydrolase activity. The record is from RefSeq and is a predicted model, not a curated record. Lineage: Eukaryota; Metazoa; Arthropoda; Insecta; Diptera; Drosophilidae.
CAUCCCUACAUCCACUUCUUAUUGGAAAAUUUGUGCACACAUCGUUUUGGCUGCGUUUGUGAUUAACCGACGAUUUAAUUAAGACUAUAUUAACUAGAUUAAUUGCGAUUAAAAUCGGUGCUGAAACCAACGACUCGAAAAGGCAAAUACAAUACAGCGACGACAGACAACGAAAACUUAAGGCACAAGCGAAAAGCAGCAGAGUGGGAGUGGCAAGUGGGACUUGGUUGGCGGCGCGCAUUUCUUAUUGGGCAGCAGUCUUGUGGUGAAUGUGGUGGCGUUGGGGCUGGCUGUGCCUGAAAAUGAUCUACAAACUAUUUUGCUGCACUAUAAGUCUGGUCUUCUUCUGCUUCAAUGUGCUUUGGUUCUUCUGCAAUUUGGCCAUUCCGUGGUGCACUCUGACCCUGGUGGCUAUUUGCGUGGCAUCGAAGUUUGUGAAGCUGCAGCGCAGCCCAAAUGAGAAGCGUUUGCUGAGUUUGCUCAACACGCCGAACGACUGGCCCAAUUACUGGCCCAUUGCGAACCGGGGCGCCGGCUACGAUGCGCCCGAGAAUUCGCAGGCAGCUGUCAAAAAGUGUCUGGCACGUGGUUAUCGUAAUGUCCUGCUGGAUGCCGGCAUUACGGCCUGCAGCGAAAUAGUUAUUGCCAAUCGGCUGACUGUGGAGCGAGCCGGCCUCACGGGCAACCUAUCACAUCACACACUCCAUGAGCUGCAGCAGCUGAGCAUUACGGAGCAGCAUCCUCUGGGCUCGCAGUAUGAUAGGGAGUCGGUGGCCACGUUGAAGCAAUUGGCGGACUUUCUGGAGGAGCAGAACAUACCGCCCACCUUAUUCCUGCAUUUGCAGGACACCAGUGCACUUAUGAUUGAUCAGCUGCAAAAGUUUAUGGCUGCAAAUGAGACGUUUACACAGAGAACCGUUGUGAUCAGUCGAUCGCCCUUGGCCAUUUAUCAGCUGCGUAAAUUGAGGCCGGAAAUAAUUUGCGGUCUUUGGCACGAGAGCUAUUUAUCGCUGUCCAUCCUCAAAUCGUCAACGCUUAUUACCUCAAUUUACGGUGCAAUUUUGCGAAAUAUAAUUGCGCCUGUAAUUGGCAUUAGUGUUGUUUUUCUCAACAAGGAAGAGUUCAAUUUACACAUAGGCGAUCUGUGGCGCAAUGUGGGCGUACGUCCAAUUGUGUACAUGGUUAAUUCGCCCAACGAGAAGCGCUAUUUUCAGAAGACAAUGAAAACACAAUACCUCACGGACUCUUUGCGCUCCGAACCGCAUCUCUUGAUGAAAGCCUAGAAAAUAAAAAACGAAGCAAAUCAAAUCUGAAGUUGAAAGCAAAAAACAUGCGCGCACAAAACACACACAAAUCAUUUGCA